AAAAAGGCCAAGCUCCCCCCUCUGUCCCUUCACCCCAAGCUUCAUUUAAACCCCCAUCAGGCCCUUGCCACCACAGUCUCCCAAGGGGAAUCUCUCUUCAAGUUUUCAACUUUUAUUUUACACAAGCUCCCUGUGCUUGGAACACUACUUGAAAAAGAAAACUUUCAAGCUCUCUGUCACUCAAUUUGAAAGCUGAACUAGUUUUUUCCUUUUUCUUCUCUGGAUUUAAAGUUUGAAGCUUGGCCAGUGUCUCUUCUACUGAGUUAUGGAUAUAAGCUUUUCUUGCUUUCCAGUUUUCCACAUUACAGUGAUUCCCAUCACAAUUUUUUGCAUGACAAGUCAUAGAUCAAACUGAAACACACGAUUAAUGUUUCUUUUCUCAAAGAUAUAAUCUUUUAGGCCUCUGGGAAUCCCACAAAACCACACACAAAAAGAUAAUAAAAACCAAAGGCGACUAUGGAGGGUGGAAAAAUCUGUGGUAGCUCAAACAUGAAUGCUUUGAUUCAUAGUGAACAGCUUUCUUGUUCCUCUGAGGUUAUGGAAUCUUUGUGGAUACCCUCAUCUACCUCUGCUCUCCGGGGUCAGAAGCCUAUCAUUAAUUAUGAGAAUGUUAAUGGAGUCGAGACCACAGAUAUGCUAUUCUUCCAACCGCUUGACAAAGAAGAGAGUGGAGAUGAUGAUUUUCAUGGAUCAUAUCGCCCACCAGCAAAGAAAAGGCGGCUUACAGCUACCCAAGUUCAGUUUCUUGAGAGGAGCUUUGAGGUUGAGAACAAACUUGAACCAGAGAGAAAAGUGCAACUUGCAAAAGAACUUGGCUUACAGCCCCGCCAAGUUGCAAUUUGGUUUCAAAAUCGGCGUGCUCGAUUUAAGAACAAACAGCUGGAAAAGGACUAUGAUUCCUUGAAAGCCAGCUAUGAUGAGCUCAAGACUGACUAUGACAAUCUCCUUAAGGAGAAGGAGGAUUUGGGAAAUGAGGUGCUUGCACUCAAAGAGAAACUGCUUAAUGGAGAGGAAGGGAUGGAAAAUUCGGGAUCUCUUGAUGCCAUAAAUUCAUCUAAUGCAGAAUCCAAAAAACCCAAUUGUGAUACAUCUCCUGAAAAUGUGUCUCGUGUGCCAUCGCCGGCCUGCAAACAGGAAGAAGCAUGUUCAGCUAAGAGUGAUGUUUUUGACUCAGAUAGCCCUCAUUACACAGAUGGGAAUCAUUCUUCAUUGAUAGAGCCUGCGGAUUCAUCCAAUGCUUUUGAGCCAGAUCAAUCGGAUUUUUCCCAAGACGAAGAAGAUAAUCUCAGCAAGAGCCUUCUGCACCCACCAUUCUUCCCAAAAUUUGAAGUUGACUGUUACUAUGACGCACCGGCCAGUUCAUGUAAUUUUGCAUUACCGGUGGAAGAUCAGUCAUUUUGGUCGUCACUCUAUUAAGUUAAUGAUUUAGCCCUUUUGCUCCGCACCUUACCUCUAGGAUAUCACUCCGCACUCCUCUUAUUACUGCACAAAGUUUAAGUUCCACUUGUAAGCAAAUUUAUAUGCUGUAAUAUCAGAUAUGCUUGUCCUUUAUUCACUC
Molecule: messenger RNA, 1558 nt
Organism: Theobroma cacao (cacao)
Lineage: Eukaryota; Viridiplantae; Streptophyta; Magnoliopsida; Malvales; Malvaceae
Biological process (GO): positive regulation of DNA-templated transcription
Cellular component (GO): nucleus
Molecular function (GO): sequence-specific DNA binding; DNA-binding transcription factor activity, RNA polymerase II-specific
Source: RefSeq, a predicted model, not a curated record